Messenger RNA from Triplophysa dalaica, 3084 nucleotides. It is a transcript of the gene zmat1, whose product is annotated as zinc finger matrin-type 1. The record is from RefSeq and is a predicted model, not a curated record. Lineage: Eukaryota; Metazoa; Chordata; Actinopteri; Cypriniformes; Nemacheilidae. The transcript has 7 exons. Gene Ontology annotation, molecular function: nucleic acid binding; zinc ion binding. Bases 88 to 1893 code for a protein of 601 amino acids.
UUAGCUUACAUGAGCGAUCACCAUGCUGAGCUCCGUUUUAUUUUAGCCAAUUUUACUGCCGUUUUGCUAUAUUUUCAGAUGUAGAAAAUGUCCGAACUUGAAGCUAGUGUAUCGAGUUCUCCGCAGUGUGCGGAAACAGACAGUAACAAAAAUACAGGUGAUAUCAAUCCAGAAACAGUACAAAACACUAUUAGCAAUAACUCUCAGGUUGAAGAAGCAUUGCAGGAUGAUAGUGAUCCUCUUAAAGCCCUGCUGACUGAUAAGUUUUGUCAUGUGUGUGAAGCAACUCUGCUUUAUGAGUCCCAGAGAGUUUCUCACUAUGAGGGAAAGAAACAUGCUCAGAGAGUCAAGCUCCACCUGCAGAACAAAAACGACGAAAGAAACCAGCAAAGCGAGGAAUGCAAAGGAUCAUUGGGAGGUGUCUCUUCAAACCCCGACAAGUUCUGUGAGCUGUGUAACAUGGUGUUCAGCUCCCCUACUGUUGCCAAGUCUCACUAUGAGGGCAAAGUUCAUGCCAAGAAUGUGAGAAAAGCCUCCACGAACGCUCCACCACAUGGAACUUCAACACCCGUUCUAGGAUCCACCGCUCCUCCUGUCCGACCAGCAGAGGUCGCUGUACAGAAAGAGACUAGUCAGGAGCCAAACGACACCUCUGGUUUUGGUGAACAGGAGGUCAACCUCGAUGACCCUAAUAAGUAUUGUGUGUUGUGCAAAGCUACCUUUAACAACCCUGUGGUUGCUCAGCAACAUUACGGCGGGAGGAAGCAUCAGAGGAAUCAGACCCGACAACAGAUGAUGGAUGAGCUGGGGGAUCAGUCAGAGCAUGCAAGCGCCCUGACCUGCCCGAUAUGCUGCUUGACUUUCAGUUCAAUAGAGAUGUACCAGGCGCACAUGCAAGGAAAUAAACACAUUGUCAAAGAGAAGAAGGUAAAAGAGCUGUGCCAGUCUCAGAAGAAAGUGUACGACUCCUAUCAAGACGAGCUGGCAGACUACAUCCAGGUACAGAAGGCCCGGGGUCUGGAGCCCAAGCCCGGGCAGGGCACAGUGGGACAAACCAGCAAGAGUUUAAAUGAGGAUAUUAAUGAAAGCCCACAACCUGAAGACAUGAUGCCUCAUCCUGCCAUGAUGCCACAGCGACCUCCAUUAGCCGGUUUCCCUCAGCCACACUGGCCUCCACAGUUUCCGUAUCCGGGUAAUCAUUUUGGCUUCAGCAUGAGAGGCCCUGUCCCUCACUGUCCGCCAGAAUACAUGCCGCACCCCUGUCCUCCCUUCAAACACGGUAAAUUAUUGAAAAGAAGGCGGAGCCCUGACUCAUAUAGCUCCUCUGCUUCUUCAGACUCCUCCUCUUCAUAUACCAGCAGAAGUAGUAGUAGUGAAAGUAGCAGCAGCUAUGAAAGAAGACGAAAAAGGAGACGGCAGAGGAAAAUGAGAAUGCAGGGGAAAAUGAGACACCAGGAGGAGGAGUGUGAUGUGGACAGGAGGGGAAGAGAGGAAGAAAAACCAGGGGAACGGAAGAUGAUGCAGAAGGGAGACAGGAGGGGAAGUGUAGAACGAGUGGAGGACAGGAAAUGGAAGGCAGGACGGAAAAAGCAGAGAAGCUCUAGUGAGGACGAACAAUGCAGGAGAAAAAGAAGACAGAGCAAGAAGAAUAGAAGACAUGGAGACCAUGCAAAGAGGCGAAAAGAGGAAGGCCUUACGGUGAGAGGAGAGGAGGAAGUGACGAAUGAGGAAGCACAUGGAGAAAUAAAUGAAUAUGUAGAUGAAAGGACAGACAUGAAGGAUGGUAAACAAAAGCAUAAAAAAGACAAGAAAGUUAAGGAGAAGGUGAACCAAGAGGACAACAGGACAGAAGAGGAAAGACUCUGGGACGAGACUAUUCUUGGUGUUUUUUAAAGGUUGAUUAUAUGACAGUAUUCUUCUAGUAAAACAGCACGGGACCUCAGAAGACGUGUGUGCUGAAAUCUACUGAACUCUUAACGCUGUAGAUGCUCUCAAAAGGGAUCUUUCAUGUAGUAUUCGGUUAAACGCUUAAGACUGCCGAUUUAGGAUAUAUCUAGAGCUGCAAUUACGUUUCAUCACAAAAUCGAAAGUCAAAUCAAAAUAAGUGAACGUUUUAAGGCAAAUGAGAAGCUUUUUACAGUUCCCUCCACAUUUUUCAAUUCCCUCAACAAACACACACAAUUACCAUUAUCAUAAUGUGGCAAAAAAUCUCAUUACUGUAAUGUGUAAAUAGCAAAUAGUUUUUUUACACUAUAGUAGUAUUUAUUGUAGUGCCUUACAAACACUGUAAUGCAUUGAGAUUUAAGCACAGUCUGAAAUGGUAAAGUUAUGUUUUCACGUGAGCCUGGUUCGACGCCGCAUGAUUACAAACUGUUCUCGACACAGUUGUGUAGCACGGAGUGGAACGAUUAUGCAAUGAGAACGAUUCGGCACGAUGAUGAAAAUGCACUCAUUGAUUUUAGAUUUUCAGAAUGAUGGAAGUUUCAAAAACGCUCAAGAUAAAACAACCAUAUGCAUUCCAGUAAUGAGAAUUUGCCGGGUAAAUAAAAUAUAAAAAGUCAACGAUGAUUUAUUUGUUUUUUUACUUGUUUUUGGUGUGCAGUGUGUCUCACUUCAGUAACUUAUUUUUAUUCUUUGUGUAACAUAAAAUGUAAACGCAUACACUACAUAACUGUAAAAUCAUUUGCACAAAUUAAGUUUACAGUGGAUGUAUGCUCAAGCUUGCGCUCGGAUUAAAUGAAUCACUGUUUAUUAUAACAUAGAUGAAAUAUUUAUUGUUAAACUGUUUGUACAGUGUUUCAGCCUCAGGGUGGUGCUGAUCGGCUGAACUUUUGCUCUACGUGUUUUGUAAACCUCAAGCUAAUGCUGCCUGUGUGUGAGAGAAAUAGUUUGUAUGCAGGUUUUAACAGGUGCAAAAGUUAAAUGAGGACACAUGACUGCUGCUCUGUUGACCUCUUUCUUGCAUAGAGCUGUGUUGUUUUCUUUUGUUCUUUGAAGACUUUUAUUGUAAUCAUAUUCUCACAAUCAUGUAUUGAGCGAUUUCGUUGCUAGUCUCCAUUAAACACCCCUCCUUGUAUUUAUGAA